AUGGCACCUAGCAUUCUCGUUAUAGGUGCAAAUCGAGGGAUUGGAUUAAAUCUACUCAAGGCAUUUGCCGAACGUGGAUGGGAUGUUUCUGCCACCGGCGCUAAAAUCAUUGAUCUCGACUAUCUGAGCGAGAGUAGCAUUGCAGCUGCAGCCAAGACAUACGGCGAGGGAAAGCCCCUGGAUGUUCUGAUUAACUGCGCCGGCAUUGGCGUGGACCCGGCUUCUUGGGAAGAGACAACUGCCGAACAUAUGAUGAACAAAUUUCGCGUGAUGACAGUUGGCCCAUUUCUGGCUACAAAAUACUUCCUCUCCAGCCUCAAAAAUAGCGAAGCUGGCAAAAUUAUCAACAUCACGUCCUUUUGGGCAUCUCUGGGUGAGAAUGACUUUGGAGAGUAUGUCAGCUAUCGAGCCGCCAAAGCAGCGCUGAACAUGGAAACCGUCACGAUCGCCCAUGAGAUGAAAGCUAAAAAUCUCAACAUCACCAUGCUUGCACUCGACCCAGGUGAUAUUCCGACGAAGCUCAGUAGGUGGUCGGGGAAUACCAAUAUGGAACAGUCAGUCAAAGGGAUGGUUAAGAUCAUAGAGGAGGCUACUGUUGAUAUUUCCGGAAGCUUCCUAAGAUGGAAUGGGGAAAAACUCCAGUUCUGA
Molecule: messenger RNA, 648 nt
Organism: Penicillium psychrosexuale
Lineage: Eukaryota; Fungi; Ascomycota; Eurotiomycetes; Eurotiales; Aspergillaceae
Exons: 6
Coding region: 1-648 (215 amino acids)
Source: RefSeq, a predicted model, not a curated record